Molecule: messenger RNA, 556 nt
Organism: Aspergillus glaucus CBS 516.65
Lineage: Eukaryota; Fungi; Ascomycota; Eurotiomycetes; Eurotiales; Aspergillaceae
Gene: tim13
Product: protein translocase subunit TIM13
Exons: 2
Coding region: 71-403 (110 amino acids)
Source: RefSeq, a predicted model, not a curated record
CUACUACAACUAUACUCUUACACCAAUUCACCUCUUUUCACUCUAUACACGACAUAAAGAAUUACUCAAAAUGGCCAUUUUCGGUUCCAGCUCCGGCUCGUCCGGCAACGUCGACGAGAUCAAAUCCACCAUCGUGAAGCAACUGCAACAAGAGGCCGCCGUGAACAACGCCCGGCAAUUGAUCGGAAAAGUCAACGAGCACUGCUUCGACAAGUGCAUCCCCUCCCCCGGCUCGACCCUCUCGUCCUCCGAAGAAGGCUGUCUGUCGACGUGCAUGGAGAAGUACAUUUCGCUGUGGAACGUCGCUAGCAAGAGCUACAUUGCGCGGGUCGGAAAGGAGAGCAAGAAGUAUGGGUCGCAGGAGACGAUUGCUAUGAACUCGUUGGCUACUGGUGGGGAUUAAGGAUGAUGUAUGAGAAAAUGCAAUUGAGGGGUGUUUUGUCUUGUGAUGAUUUUCAAGAUUGUACGAUAUGGUGAAUGCGAAUACAAAUGAAAACGUGUAUAGUAUGUGCGUUUUUCUUAUUGUAUGGAGUAGACGAUGUGGAUGUCAAGGUGG